GCUCGGUGUUGGCGCUCGCCUCUGCGCUGGUGUUUUGGGGUGCAUUGCUGGUGCGACGGCCCCACGAGUUGCGGCCGGAGGAGAUUAUCCCCUUGCACGGGGAAUGUCGACUUUCUGUGCCUUGGACUGAUCCCUCCCGCGCAGAUCGCUACCGCGAUAGGCUCCGUUCGGAUCUGCAUCGCACAGGUUCUGAUGAUAUGCCUGAAGGCGACUGGCUGGGCGUCUAUGUUUACACUCCACACUAUCGGCCGGUGUCACUUGCCAUACGCUUGUUGGAGCAUGAGACGGCAGCUGACGUGCGCGACAUUGUUCAACAUGCUUCUCCAGGUGUUCCUGAAGGUCUGUUUGAUUCGGUUGUUCCUGUCUGCCCACAGCGUUACUCCGGAUACCUCACUAUGCUGCGGUUUCCCAGUCACAUCAGAGGUAUUCAGGAUGGAUAUGCCGCGGUCAUGCUAGACUUGGGGCGUGUUGGCGGGACGUACUUCGCUACCGUGCUUCCGAAAUCCCUGAGUUAUGCUGAACUGAUUGGAUACAUCGGUCCUUUGACAUCAUGUGAUGACAACGACAUAUUUCUGUAUGUGGGAUUCCGGACCAACCCGUUGCCUGCAACAGCUAUUGUCACAUUGCGUGAUGGGGAAGUGAUAGUUGCAGUUCGGGAACGCACUGCCAGGGUGCCUCAUAUUUGGCCAAAUGAGGUGCUUAACAGGCCCUUUGGAGCCAUGGAGCACUUUUUCCCAGUUGAGACGCACGAAGCCACAUGCGUCUUGUAUGGUCAACAGCGUUUUACGGUGUGCCAACAUUAUCACUACGGGCAAACUCUCGUACAACAUGUUGCUCAAUUCUUGGGAUUGCGCGCCACCCGCUCUUUGAUGUGCACAUUCCCUAUUGACGACCUUGAUGUGCAGGGGUUCCUAUGUCCCACUGUUGUUGCUGUCGCAGAUGUCCCACCAGGCGUUCAAGCUGACCCCGCCCCGGAAAGGCGGGACAUCUUUGUGCUGUGCGACUUGCGCCCACUGGGGUCUAAACCGCGAUUUGUGCACACUCAUGUCCGUUCCUUGCACCUGCCAAGCUUGCUUUCCAAUUUCGAAGUUGUGAUGCCUCCGCAUUUGCAUGUGGCGGUCCUGGGAGGCGUCCUGACAGGUAGCAGUAUUCGGGUUACAGGUAGCUGCACUCUGCUCUUUUAUCCUGAGGAAAAUACACCAGAUGACUCCUCCGGAUCCAGCUCCAUCCCAGAUCUCCCUCCAUGGGAGCGCGCAGAUGAGGACCUUCCCGCUGCAGCUCCUUUAGGCGGUGGUGCUCCCAUGCAGGUUGAUGAGGACGGAGUAGCUGCUGCCGAGCUUGAGUCAAUUUUGCCCGAUAGUGUAUUGGAUGCUCCACAGAUUGACCCUACUUUGCCUCCUGGGCACAGCUGGAACGCUACUUCAGCCCCCGGGGAACAUGUUUGGGAGCCUGGUGACGAACUUGGAUUUGAAGAUGAUGACCCAGAGCUUGCUGAGUGCCCGCAGGUUGUAGGUAUAUUAGUUGUUGACCCGCCUGGGACCACCGAGGCACCAGCUCAGGCGUUAGCUGCCGCUCAUCCUAAUGAUGGCGCGGAGUCCUUUGUAACAGCCUUCAUCUUCACUCCAGAUUUUGCACCUGAGAUAGUCCGGGUUCGGCUCCAGUUUCCUUGCAGUGCAAACCAGGCCGUCCGUAGCGUCGAAGCAGCCCGAGAUGAAGGGCCCGUGUGGCGCUUCUCUAAUCUUCACCCUGUAAGCCCUCAGCCCUUCCUGGAACACUUCCUGCUUGUGGCGAAACCGUGUUGGCCUUGUGCCCAGGUGCCGGUGUUGUUUGAUUGUAGCCGGGUGAAUCAGACGGUGUUUUGUGCUGCUGUGCACAGCCCCAUUAAUCGUGAGUCGCUACUUUUAGCUGCUGGGCUGGCCAUAGACAGUGACGUGGUUGUUUUCGUACACAGCCUUUUGCACCCUGUCACACCUGGGCAAGUUAUUAGCCUCGUUCCUGGGAUGCUCAUCUCUGUAGCUCCAUGCCCUGCCCGAACGCCAGCGACUUAUGACAUUCAGGAGCGCUUCAUGUCCGCUGACGGGUGGAAUGCAGACGCGGAUGUCCCAGGCCGAGGCGCCUAUCCGGGCCAGUUCUUCUGGGUGCUUACCGACGCACAGCCUUUUACGUUUGAAGUAGGCCCCGGUCGUAGAGCCCACUUCAGACUCGACCUUGUCAGUAGACUGCAGGCCAACGAAGCGCGUUUGUCUAUUCGUGCCUCCAAACCUCGCAUUAUUGAUUUCUUCCACCGAGGCCUUCUUGCUAGCGGGGUCAUCUUGGCAACGGAGACCCUCUCUCGUGUGCCAUACCCACCAGCCCGCCACCGUGAAGAACGUUCUGUCGUGUUCUUGGAUUGCAGGCCUGUCCUUCUCGGGAUGAGAUGGUUUCUGGCUUCCCUGCCUUCAAUUGACCUCAAGGACGUUGUGGACAUGUUCCAAGAGCUUUGCCCUCCCAGUUUCAAGGUGUCUGUAUCUGGUGCUCCGACAUUCCCGUUUGGGCCCGACACGCUCCUUACUGUGUACAAUGGCAUUGUUCUCACAAUUGCGUUUGUUGCUGACGUGCCUUCGGAUGGAAAUUCUGAUGCCCCGGCUCCCGAUGACUGGCCUCCCCCGACAGGAGACGAGGAUGACGACUCUUUCCAGCCACCCGACCAUGACUUGGAUAUUGAAGUCUCCAACCCUCGUCGCAAUAAUGAUAGAAGCCGCUCUCCCAGAGGAGCUCCUGUCCCGAGUACAGGGGGUACAGCUUGCGCUAUUACCGCGGCCGACCACGUGAAUGACCGGUCUCGGAUUUUGCGCUUAGAUCCAGGUCAUUUCCAGGUUGUUCUCCCCCCUGAGGGCCUAGUUCAUGCUUUUACGUCUGGCCUUACGCAGGCGGGCACACUUGGAUACCCCGACCGCUCUGCCCAUGGCCUUCUUGGGGCGAGUGUUAUCCAUACCGAGGUUUUGUCCGCCCUGGCUAGGGUUUGCCAGUUCAACCUUGGCCCCCGGGCAGCCAGGCUGCUGGCUGAGAACCUUGUGUCUGGGUCCAGUGCAAGCGACGCCGUCUUGGCAGCCCGAGAAGCUACCCUCCGCCUCGGAGAACCUUGGCCGUUGGAUGCUGGACAAAAUUUGCCAGCAAUGAUCAUGCAGGCAGACUCAGAUGCCGACUCUGAUGAUGAUAUGGCAUCAAUGCCGUUUCUGACUGAGGAGGCUCUGGAUGUCCUCGCGUGUCCUUUCGCCGUCUACUUGUUCAUCGGCCUUCUGCUGGUCCCCGGAGCUGUCGCUGUCCAGCUGCCUCCUCUUGCAGGUCCGGCUGCCUCUUGCACCAGAGUCUAUGAGGCCGCUGCCCUUACUGCUGGUACCGUUUGCGCCGGCAGGGUGACCUUCUCAGAUGGUAUACCGGCACGGCCGUUGCCGACCCCUUGCCGUGCUUCCAACGCUGUGCAUAUUGAUGCCCCCCACGACUUGCGAAGGUGGGACGUUGACGGCUGCACCGUGCUGGAGCAGUCGCUCCGUCGAGAUGAUACCUGCUUUUUUGAGGCGAGCAUCUUGCUCGAGGCACUGACUGAUCACUUUCAACACCGACGUGACCGCACUGUGGGACGAGGCCGCACCACACUUGCUUUGUGUGAGCUGGUUCAUUUUCCCGAUGACGCCGAAUGCCCUCAGCAAAAUUCGGCUUCGGUGCCUGUGUUCGCAUUGGACGGUCGCCAGUGUCUACUCCCUUGCUCCAAGGCUGACCUUGAUGAGCUCACACGGCCUUGCUCGUUUGCGGAUCUGCAGGGGCCUCCUGAUGAUGUGUCUGGCUGGCAGCGCUUCGACCUUUGGCUUCGGGACGGCGUGGUUGGUCUGACGCCCUGUGCGGAAGAUGUUUUGGUGCUAACUUCAGACGGGUCCUAUUGCAAUCGCACAGGCCAAGCUGGCUGGGCCGUUAGCCUCAGUGUCGUCUCUGCCUCCGAUCUCUGUCUUCCGGGCAUCUUUAUAGGGUGCUAUUUCGGCAGUCUGGAAGAUGUCAGGACACACUUUCCCAAUGCAGAUGCUUCGUUGGGUCCUCUGGAUGCCUACCUUGCAGAAGUUUGCGGGCUCUUGUGGGCAGCUGUUGCUGCUCUGCAACUACCUUUCGCUGGCGCCCUUUUGUUUCGGGCGGACAAUAUUUCUGCCCUUGAUGGUGUUGCAGGUCAUGCGUAUAUGAAAGACCACCCACUUUGCACAGUCGCCCGAAACUUCUUCAUUGCUCUGCGCAGUCUGUCCGAUCGGGCAGUUCACUACCAACAUGUUCUCGGGCAUGCCGGGGAUGCGUCCAAUGAGCUGGCCGAUGGCCUCGCGGGGUUGGGUGCCAGAGGACGCAGCUCUACUUUCCCGUUUUGCCUUAGCCUCGAUACUUGGAUGGCGCAAGGAGGCGGCGUCAGCGCGUGGCUUCCUCAAUUAUGCCUGUCCCGUUGCCGGCAGGAGGAGUUUCCCCAACUUCAGCAUGACCUUCUGUCCUGGCAUGGUGACACCCUGCAAGUCACUCCCGGAGCUGAUGUCAUGGCUCCUUUCUUGAGAGCACUUCCCCAUGCGGACGCUGGCACUCCAGUCAGCCAGCCAACAUGCAGUGUAGAUGCACGGCUAGUCACCUACAAUGUGCUGUCGCUUCUUGGGGACGUGCGCUCUGCACAGGCGUCCGGGUUACACGGAGCUGUUGGACGUGCAACCUUGCUGGCCACUACUCUUGAGGCUCGCGCGGUCCACUUAGCAGGUUUUCAGGAAUGCAGGACUCCGCCGGGCACAUAUCGCUGCAGGUCCUUCCGUCGUUUUUCCUCUGGCUGCGAUGCAAACUCAUGCUUCGGUGUCGAGCUAUGGAUUUCCGAGAAGGGUCCUUUUCGGACUGAUACCGUCGCUGUCUUGCAUAGCGAGGCUACGGCGCUCAUCGCGAAUGUCCUCUUCCGCGAUUCCCCCAUUUGUGUACUGGUCGGCCAUGCCCCUCACCGCGCCCAUCCUGAGCCCGUGCGCGUUGGGUGGUGGGAUCGGAUCAGCCAGUUAUGUAGGGCUCUUGGAGGGGGUAAGCCGUGGCUUUUCCUCGUCGACGGUAAUUGUCGAUUAGGAUCCCUCCCUAGUGAUGUGGUUGGAGAUUUCCAAGCCGACCCUGAGGAUGCGUCAGGAGAGGCCUUUCACGCCCUCUUGGCUGAUGUCUGCAGCUGGGUACCUUCCACAUUUAGUCACACAAUGCAAGGUGAAGGCGGCACUUUGUGCUUGCAUCGCAAUGGAGAGUUCGUUCGGUCUGACUAUAUUGGGGUGCCUGCACACUGGAAGUCUGGGCAGGUUCUUUCAUGGGUGGAUCCGGGUAUUACCACUGGCCAUGUUUGUAUCGAUCACCUUGCGUCUUGUGUAGUUGUGCAGCUUCGCUUUGCCUCUGCCCACAGGAUUAACAAAGCGAAGCGCAUUGACAGCGCAGCUGUGGCACAUCCGGAUAACGCCGCCCAGGUCCGGUCAGUCAUUCAGUCUGCUCCACGAGUUGGAUGGGAGGUUGAUGUAAGUGAGCAUGCCGCGGCUCUGGUUGAUCACCUCUACUCUGGCUUGGUUGAGCUUUUUCCUGCCCGUGCUCGAGGGCUCCGGGAGUCUUAUCUUUCUGAUGCCUCUCGGGAGUUGCACAAAUUGGUGGGUACUCUUCGACACAGAGUUCGCUCACGCAAAACAGCGCUUCGCUGGACGCUCCUCAGGUGCUCGCUUGAUGCGUGGCGUUCGGGCACCGCUACAUUUCUUGAUCUCUAUACCGGCAGGUGGCUCUGGGAGCUGCGACAUCGCCUUGCGCUCUCGUGCAUGUUGCUGCAUCGGGCCGGUGGAGCGCUUCGUCGACAGUGCCGAGUUGAUAGGGCCGCGUAUUUCGAUGGUGUUGCAGACAGCAUUCAGCACAGCUCUCGAGGCGGAUUGCAUCAUGCAGUCAAGAGAGUCCUCCGUCCCAAGCGCUUCCGUAAGGCCUCAGCUGACCCUUUGCCGCUGUUAUACGAUAAGCACGGAGCGGUUUGCGAAUCCGCAGCGGCUGCUCAGGACGCUUGGCGGGAGCACUUCAGCGCGCUGGAGGACGGCGUCACUACAACACCUCAAGAGCUUGCCGACUCCUGUCGGCGGUGGCAUGACCGCUUCGAGGGCACUGACACCAUUGAGAUUCAAGAUGUCCCCACCAUACAUGUCCUCGAGAAGGCGUUUCGUACCACUUCCGCCCAAAAAGCUUGUGGCCCUGACCUUCUUCCCCCGGCAAUAUGUCAUUGCUUCAGCUCGGAGAUGGCCCAGGCUUUCUGGCCUAUGAUGCUCAAGACCGUCUUUCGCGCUUCGGAAGCGGUAGGCCUAAAAGGUGGUCUGUUGCAUCAUAUCCCUAAACCGAACCCAGCGCUUCAGCAUCACUGCGCUGGACACAGAGGCAUUCUUGUGCAAUCAUGUAUCUCCAAAGCUGUACAUCGGUCCAUGCGGGGACUGGCCACAGCCCAGUGGCUCCCGCACGCUCUCCCUGUUCAGCUAGGAGGACGUAAAGGCUGUUCCGCGCACUUUGGACAUUUCUGCACGCGUGCAUUCCUCUACAGUGUCCGCGCACAGAGUUGCUCAGCAGCGGUACUGUUCGUUGAUCUUGCUGCCGCAUAUUACAGCGUCGUCCGGGAGACCAUUUUAGGACCUCAGCUCGGCGAUAGGAGCGUAUGUUCUAUCGCUGCCUCCCUUGGGCUUUCAGCUCCGGACCUGCAGAUGAUGCAAGCCCAUAUUGCAGAGCACCCUGUCCUCCAGGAGCAGUCAGCUGCACCCCUCUUUGUAGAACUGGCGCGAGAGUUGCAUAGUCAUACAUGGUUUGUGUUGACUAAUGACAACACGCUAGUUCGUACCCACCGUGGAACCCGACCGGGUGGAGCAUUAGCGGACGUAGUCUUUAACCUAGGGUCUUGA
Messenger RNA from Symbiodinium sp. CCMP2456, 6926 nucleotides. The record is from the annotation of a GenBank genome assembly. NCBI's taxonomy places the organism in Eukaryota, Dinophyceae, Suessiales, Symbiodiniaceae.